Colias croceus (clouded yellow) is the source of this 1023-nucleotide messenger RNA. RefSeq names its product dTTP/UTP pyrophosphatase. The record is from RefSeq and is a predicted model, not a curated record. The transcript is spliced from 5 exons. Gene Ontology annotation, molecular function: nucleoside triphosphate diphosphatase activity. NCBI's taxonomy places the organism in Eukaryota, Metazoa, Arthropoda, Insecta, Lepidoptera, Pieridae. The coding region runs from base 178 to 795 and encodes 205 amino acids.
UGGCAAUGGCGGUAAAAUCAACUUGGAUGAACAAAUAAUGGAAUGAUUACAUUGAAAAUUCCAUUAAAUCUAUUCUGUUAUUUAUAUUUGACAUAUUUUUAUCGUCUAUUCUUUAAAAAUAUACAUUUUUAUCAGAUAUUUCAGGUUCCCAUAACAAUUUUAGAUUUAUAAAUAAAAAUGCUACAACCAGUCAUGCACGUUUUAAAACAGAAAAGUAUAAUCUUAGCCAGUGGUUCUCCAAGGCGAAAAGAACUUAUUGAGAACAUUGGACUAAAAGUCGGCCUUUGCCCAUCGUUGUUUGAAGAAAAUUUGGAUCCCAAAAGUUUUAAAAACAUGUCUGAUUUCGUAGAAGAAACUGCAUUGCAAAAAGUUUUGGAAGUAGAAAACAGGCUUAAAGAUAAGGGUACAUCAGCAGAUGUGUUAAUUGGCGCUGAUACCAUGGUAACUCUGGACGGAACCAUGUUUGGAAAGCCAACAUCUGAACAGGAGGCCUUUGAAAUGUUAUCAAGGCUCUCCGGCAGAGGUCACACUGUAUAUACCGGUGUAGUGGUCAAGGCUUCAGACAGAGUUGUAAAAUUUACUGAAAAAACUGAUGUUUUCUUUGGCAAAUUAGAUGAAGAUCAGAUAAGAGGAUAUAUUGCAACAGGAGAGCCUAUGGAUAAAGCUGGCGGCUAUGGUAUUCAAGGAGUGGGUGGUACAUUUGUGGAGAGGGUAGAAGGAGACUAUUUCACCGUUGUGGGCUUGCCGCUAUACAGGAUGUGUAAAGUGCUGUACGAUAUGUUUAAAGACAAGUGAUGAAAAUUGAUUUUGUAGUUUUUUUUAUAAAGAUUUAUUCUGUUUUUGUAGUUUUUAUACAUUGUGAUUAGAUAUGUUAUGGAUGUUGAUAUCAAACCUGAUGUUGUUUAAAUUCAUGUCUGUUUUGAUAGUUUUGUAUUUUUUUUUUUAUUUCAUGAAAUAUAAUACACUAUGUGUAUAUUUUUUGUAAUUAAAGCUAUUUCCUAUCUGGAGUCUUUUAUAUUUAUA